Salvia splendens (bonfire salvia) is the source of this 3438-nucleotide messenger RNA. RefSeq lists its product as uncharacterized. The transcript has 6 exons. Gene Ontology annotation, molecular function: nucleic acid binding; RNA-DNA hybrid ribonuclease activity. The coding region runs from base 1 to 3438 and encodes 1145 amino acids. The record is from RefSeq and is a predicted model, not a curated record. NCBI's taxonomy places the organism in Eukaryota, Viridiplantae, Streptophyta, Magnoliopsida, Lamiales, Lamiaceae.
AUGUCUAGCCACUUCGUGAUUUGGAAUGCCCAGGGCAUUGCGAAUUCUCGCACCCAGGGUACUCUGAAGAAUAUGAUUGAUAUGUACAGUGUGAUGUUUGCAGCUGUGAUCGAGCCUCAGACCGAUCCCCGGCCUUCUUUUUACAGUAGGCGGUUUGGCCUUCAGUUUGGAUGUGCGAAUAUCAGCGGCAAGAUUUGGAUUUUUGCACAUAGAGACUGGGAUAUUGAGGUGGUCUACGACUCGGAUCAGGUCCUGCAUGUGAGAGUUACGGCCGCCAUCUUUCCCGUUCCCAUUCACCUCUCGAUUGUGUAUGCCAAGUGCACGAGGGUGGGCAGAUAUAGCUUGUGGGACAAGCUCAGAGAGAUUUCCCUGUUGACAGAUGGAUCACCUUGGCUCGUUGGAGGUGACUUCAACAUCUUCCUCACGGAGGAUGAGCGACGGGGUGGCACAUCAGAGAGACACGGUGAGAUGAUGGAUUUUGCAGAUGCGAUUGCAGAGUGUCAGCUUUUUGAUCCUGGCUUCGAUGCUACUCGGGUCACUCAUCUGCCUAGGAUAUCUUCAGAUCACGCUCCCCUCCUGGUCAGGUGCCAGGCUUCUUUACAGAUUCCGAGGCCGUCUUUCAGUUCAAGCUCAAUCGGGUUAAAGGUUUCCUCAAGAGACGUCUUCGGGAACAUCUUUGAGAGCUUGAGAGAGGCAGAGGAGGCGGUCACCUUGGCCCAGGCGGCAUAUGAUGGGGAUCCCACACCCACGCACAGGGCUGAGCUCAAUAGGUGCACCGCAGAGUAUGUCGUCCGCACUAGGAUGGAAGAGGAUUUUUGGAAGCAGAAAGCUGCCAUUCGAUGGGUCCGACAGAAGAGGGUGAAGUCCAGGAUUCACGUGAUUCAGGCAGGCGGCCAGAGCCUCACCUCAGAGGAGGAGAUCAGACAGUCAGCGGUUGGGUUCUUUCAGCAGCUCCUCACGUCAGACAUCGAGCAGCUGGGACAGCCCGAUCUUGACAUCCUGCACAGCUUGCCAGACUCAGUGGACCGCCCGGGUCUUUGUGCAGUGCCAGAUUCAGAUGAGGUCAGAGCAGCAGUUUUUGGCAUCAGUGGAGACAGUGCUUCAGGUCCGGAUGGCUUCUCGUCCCUGUUCUUCCAGCGUUGUUGGGACAUUGUGGGUGCAGAUGUGGUCGCCACAGUCGAGGACUUCUUCCUGGGUGCCCCUAUGCCUCGCAGUUUUACAGCCACGACGAUCAUUCUCCUGCCGAAGAAGGCCAACCCAGAGACUUGGGCGGAGUACAGGCCUAUUAGCCUUUGCAACGUGACCAACAAGAUCAUCACCAAGAUCUUGACCGCGCGUUUGGCGCCGCUGUUGCCUCUUGUGCUGGCGCCAAACCAGAGUGGUUUCGUGAAGGGUCGCUUGCUUUGCGAUAAUGUUCUUUUGGCUAAGGAGAUGAUUCACGACAUCGGGAGGAAGAUCCUCAAGAGGGCCCCAUCGCCUAAUCUAGCACUCAAGCUGGACAUGGCAAAGGCGUAUGAUAGAGUGCAGUGGCCUUUUCUCCUCAUGGUGCUUGAGAGGAUGGGAUUCCCGUCGGGUUGGGUGAGUAUGAUCAGACGGUGCAUCUCCUCGUGCUGGUUCUCAGUUCUGGUGAAUGGGUCCCCUGCGGGCUUCUUCCAGUCGACGCGGGGUCUUCGCCAGGGAGAUCCUCUCUCCCCAUCUCUCUUUGUCCUCGCAGCAGACUACCUGUCUAGGAGCUUGGACAGGCUGGUUGAUUCCCAUCCAGACAUGGCGUACAGAGCUGUUAGAUCAUCGCCCACCAUCUCCCACCUCUCCUAUGCUGAUGACAUCAUCAUCUUCACCAGGGCGCAUAGGGAGGCGGUUGAGAGACUCACGCACUGCCUUGACCACUAUUCGGCAGUGUCUGGUCAGAUGGUGAACCGGGGAAAGAGUCACUUCUUCUUGCUCCCGAGGUUUGAAUCAUGGGCAGAUACGGUGGCGGAGGUCGGAGGCUUCCAGAUGGGCUCGUUCCCUUUCACAUACCUCGGGGUGCCCAUCUAUAAAGGCAACCUGAAGGCUGACUUCCUCCUCGACAUCCGACAGAAGAUGGUGGACCGGAUCCACAACUGGUCCCACAGACAUCUCUCUCUCGGGGGCCGUCUUGCUCUGAUCAAGAGCACCCUGAUGACUAUCCCGCUCCACAUCCUUCAGGUCAUGGAGCCCUAUGGGUACUGGUUGAGGGAGCUGGAGCAGAUUAUGGCCAGAUUCUUUUGGGGCACCGUUGGACAACAGAAAAAGAUUCCCUGGGUCAAUUGGAAGAAUAAGAUCCGUUUGCCGUUGGAUGAGGGAGGCCUUGGCAUCCGUCGCCUCCCCGAGCUGGUCACCGCUUUCAGCAUUAAGCUCUGUCCUAUUUGGCGUCGUCUCACUGUCAUUAGGCAGCAUGUGCAUUGUUUCAUUAGAUGGUCCCUUGGCGAGGGGAAGAUCAGCUUCUGGGAUGACGUGUGGGUCAGGGAUCGUCCCCUUCGGACCUAUUGUCAGCCUGGGACUGCUUUCCCACCCGACAAGGUUUCUUGUUUCUUGAGUGAUGGUGCUUGGCAUGAUGAUAAACUGCAUGAAUUGCUUGUUCGGUAUGCUUUGCCUGCGCAUGUUUUGGAUGUUAUCAGGGCUGUGCCGAUUGAGGUGGGCGGUAGGGAUGUGAUGCGAUGGAGUCUGACUGGUGAUGGCGAGUUCUCGACGGCCUCAGCUUGGGAGCUCAUCCGGACUCGGUCCCCUAGACACUUCGACCUUCGCAUGGUGUGGAAUGCUGGGCUGACCCCGACUACCUCCGUGUUCAUCUGGCGCCUCCUCCUUCAGAAGAUCCCUGUUGAUUGUCAUGUGCAGUCCCAUGGUAUUUCCCUUGCUUCCAAGUGUCUGUGUUGUGUCUCUUCUUCUUCUGUCGAGUCUUUACAGCAUUUGUUUGUGUCUAUUCAGUCGGCGAGGUCUGUUCGGGACUACUUUGAUGGCUGGGCUCCCACCUUGCACAUCAGCUUCAUUAUUCCUUGCUUGGUCUACUGGUUCAUUUGGACGGAGAGAAAUAGCUGUAAGCAUCGCGGCAUUUCAUUUCGUGCUUCCCAUGUGAUUUGGCAGGUUGUACAUCAGUUGCGGACUUUGGUGGCGGCGGGUGUGCUAGUCCCCCUUCAAUGGCGUGGUUGCACCCUGGCUGUCGAUUUCAUGCCCAUGGCUCCUCCUCGCCGGCGAGUUCUGAGGUCCUUGAGUGUUCUUUGGCAUCCACCUUAUGCUCCUUGGGUGAAGCUGAACACAUACGGGGCAUUUUCUACCUCGACUGGACAGGCUGGUGGUAGGGGAGUGGUUCGUGGUUCAGACGGUUCUCUCCUGAGGGCCUUUUGCACGCCCCUUGUAGCCGCGUCGGGCUUUGAGGCGGAGCUUCUUGCUCUUCAUCAUGGUCUGAGGAUGGCUAUGUAG